AUGUUCAAUGUUGGAAGAUGCUUCAGAGUAAGAUAUUAUAAAAAAUAUAACAUUUUACGUGUAAAAACAAGCAGACAAUUUCAUGAAUUCACGAAAAAUAAAAAAACACAGACAAAUGCUCUUAAAAGGAAAGAUAGAAUAAAAAAAGGAAAAGCAUUACAAUUUAAAGAAAAACUAAAGUUAUUCGUUUUUAGUUCCUUGUACUUUUUUACGUGUGAUUAUAUUUACCACGUAUAUGUUUUGAGCGACAGACACAGUGCCAACAAUGCCAAUCGACGUAAUAAUAAUGAAAAGGCUGAAAAUUAUCAGACUAACGAACAUGAUCAUGCUGAGGACAGGGGAGUAGGUAUGGGGAAAACCCUCAUGAACUAUAUCAAUUGGAUGAACAUAUUUGAAACUUCGAAAGGGAAAGACAAGGAAAAUAUAAAGCAUGAGAAUGGUAAUAAACAUAUGGGGGGAAAUGAAAUCCAAGAAAUAAAAGUACAGAAAGGAUCCCAAAGAAAGGACAAAUUUUCAGGAAAUAAAGAAGAAAUAAAAAUUUGUAGUGUAUGUGAUGAUGAUGAUCCAUAUGAAAUAAAAAUAAAUCGAGUAAAGCGAAGUGCAUGGGACCAAGAAAAUAGUAAAGAUGAUGGAAAAGAGUCAGAGAAGAAAGAACAAAUAUAUGGCUAUAGUAUGAGUAGUAAUGGACAAAAUCGUGAUAAUAACAGAAGAAUAGGCGAAGGAGGAACCGCACAGAGAAACAGUAUCGGGGGUGAAGAAAAAAAUAUGAAAGAUUUAAUUGUAAGUAACAUUUACAAAAAUGAUGUUUUCAAUUGGUGUAACUUGUUUUUGUUUGUCAAUGGAAUAGUGUUUUUAAGUUGGAGAUUAAGCGAAAUAGUAGAAAAUAAAAGAUUUUUUUAUUUUAUGUGCAGAAACUUCAUUUGUUCUUAUGAAAAUGUUAAGAGAAAAUAUUACCACACAAUGUUUACAGCUAGCAUUAGCCAUAUAACGCUUCCUCAUUUUUUAUUUAAUAUGUGGGCAUUCCACACCAUAAGUAAUACAUUAUUAAGUCCAGAAAUUAAAGAAAAUAAAAAAAAUUAUUAUUUUUUUUUUAAUUAUAAAUCUAGUGUUUUAGAAAAAAAAAUGACGGACAAUGAUAUAAUGAAAGUUUGUUUUUUAUCGUCCAUCAUUUCAACACUCCCGUAUAUUUUUUUACAUAAAAGGAAUCAACUACUAGGAGCAUCAGGAGCUGUUAUGGGUCUUGUAUAUAUUUUGUCCACAGUUAAACCGAAUGAAGUAUUUGUCUCGUUAUUUCCACUUCCAUAUGUAAAAAUGACGGCCCUACAGUUAUGUCACUUAUCCAUUUUGACAAAUUUUGUAUUUCUCUUUCUUAAAAGAAAUCAUUUCAGUAUUGCUUGGUCAGCACAUUUAUUUGGUUUAAUGGGAGGGGCAAUAUAUAAUAUAUACCAGCGUAAACAAAAUAACAAUAAAAAUUAUUAUCCAUUUAUUCAACUCUCCAUUAAAAAUGGAUCUAUUGAUUACUUAAAUUCAUAUCUCGAUUUUCUAGAUUUUGUCAAAUGUCUACAGUUACAAAUUAGGAUCUUUUUUUCGUUCGAUCCACGUUCUAUGCAAAAUAUGAAUAGGCAAAUUACCUCAAUUAAACAUAUGCAAUCUCAGAGAAGGCUAAAAUAUCACAUGUUGAAGGUUAAAAAUUUGGAAGCCAUGUCAAAAUGA
Messenger RNA from Plasmodium gonderi, 1713 nucleotides. Its product is annotated as rhomboid protease ROM6. Gene Ontology annotation, cellular component: membrane. Lineage: Eukaryota; Apicomplexa; Aconoidasida; Haemosporida; Plasmodiidae. The record is from RefSeq and is a predicted model, not a curated record. The coding region runs from base 1 to 1713 and encodes 570 amino acids. The transcript has a single exon. Gene Ontology annotation, molecular function: serine-type endopeptidase activity.